AUGUUUCGUCUUCUUCGGCUAGUUCGCGUCGCGCGAGCGCUGAAGCUGCGACGCGGAUUUACUGCACUGCAGGACGUCAUCCACUCGCAGCGUGCCAGCCUCUAUCUGAAGUUUUUUGUGAGUCUGGGUCAACUUCUGAUGCUUGUCCACUGGAUAGCCUGUGGUUGGUUUGGGGUGACUUGGCUACACACCGAGAACUGGGUGGCAUCCAGUGAUUUGCGUUACCGCGAUUCGCUUUUCCAGUAUUUGACAUGCGUUCUGUGGUCCUUCUGUCAACUGGGUGUGGGCGAGAGCCCUUGGCAACCGACAAAUACCACCGAAAUGAUCCUCGCCAGUGUCAUUGCCUUCACGGCCCUCAUCACCGCAGCAGUGCUAAUCAGCACCAUGGGAGAGUUGAUUGCAGGGCUCCGGAAGCUUCGACAGGACGAGCUCUCGCAGUUCAGGCUCUUGCGCCGAUACCUGCAGAAGCAUGACAUUCCUGUGGACCUUGGCCAUCGGGUGACUCAGUUCCUACACAAUCAGUACACAGAGAGGCAGCAGGCCUCGUCGUCGCAGACGCAAGUGCCUUUACUUGAGCUUCUGUCUCGCCCCAUGAUGCAAGAGCUCCAGUUCGAAAGACAUCGCCCCGUCCUCUGCAAAAUCGGUGCCAUCAAGGCGAUACUCAGCAAGGACGAUGUCCACUGCCGGCGAGUACUUCACAAGAUGGCUUACGCCAGCUUGGACCCCAUGGUGGCGGCAGCGGGGGAUGUCAUCUUCGUCGGUGGCCACAUGGCAACGAUGUCGUACAUCAAGAUGAAUGGCCGCCUGAGCUACUUCAAG
Messenger RNA from Symbiodinium necroappetens, 819 nucleotides. The record is from the annotation of a GenBank genome assembly. Lineage: Eukaryota; Dinophyceae; Suessiales; Symbiodiniaceae.